Hibiscus syriacus is the source of this 1671-nucleotide messenger RNA. Its product is annotated as UDP-xylose transporter 3-like. The coding region runs from base 306 to 1370 and encodes 354 amino acids. Gene Ontology annotation, cellular component: Golgi apparatus. NCBI's taxonomy places the organism in Eukaryota, Viridiplantae, Streptophyta, Magnoliopsida, Malvales, Malvaceae. The record is from RefSeq and is a predicted model, not a curated record. The transcript has 7 exons. Gene Ontology annotation, molecular function: antiporter activity; UDP-xylose transmembrane transporter activity.
AACACCGACGAAUUUAUAUCCUAAGCUAACUCAGACCUAAUUGUCUCUAUUCCUAAGAUUUCCCCUUCCAUCGGACCCUUACUCGUCUCCCUUCCCCACUCCCACUCCCACUCAGCUUUGUCUCAGCCUCUAAGACAAGCCGGGGCUUCUACCCUCAACUUUCCUUAUAAAGCUGCAGAUCUAGCUCUGGACUAGGGUUUCUUCGCUCCAUCCACUUUCAUUUCGUCGACAAUUCAACCCAGUCGUCGGAGAUUUACGUAGAUCCGGUCCACAGUUUCAAAUACGCAGCUUAUAAAACGAAAAGUAUGAGUGAUAACCACAAGUUUCAGCUGGGGACGAUAGGUGCUUUGACUUUAUCGGUGGUGUCAUCCGUCUCCAUUGUCAUUUGCAAUAAGGCUCUUAUCUCCACUCUCGCUUUCAACUUUGCCACAACUUUGACAAGCUGGCAUCUCCUGGUCACAUUUUGUUCUCUUCAUGUGGCCUUAUGGAUGAAAUUGUUUGAGCAUAAACCUUUUGAUGCAAGAGCUGUCAUGGGUUUCGGUAUAUUGAAUGGGAUAUCUAUUGGUCUUUUGAAUCUUAGUUUGGGUUUCAACUCUGUUGGUUUCUACCAGAUGACAAAACUGGCAAUUAUCCCCUGCACUGUUCUGUUGGAGACUCUUUUCUUCAGGAAGAAGUUCAGUCAGAAUAUCCAACUUUCAUUGGUCAUUCUUCUUCUGGGUGUUGGAAUUGCAACUGUGACUGAUCUUCAGCUCAAUUUAUUGGGUUCCAUCCUCUCUCUUCUGGCAAUUGUUACUACAUGCAUAGCCCAAGUUAUGACUAAUACCAUUCAGAAGAAGUUCAAAGUAUCUUCAACCCAACUUCUCUACCAGUCUUGCCCUUACCAGGCAUUAACUUUGUUUAUCAUUGGCCCAUUCCUGGAUGGGCUUUUGACCAACCUGAAUGUUUUUGCUUUCAAGUAUACCCCUCAAGUUCUGUUCUUCAUUGUACUUUCAUGCCUGAUAUCUGUCUCUGUCAACUUUAGUACAUUUAUGGUAAUUGGAAAGACAUCCCCAGUCACCUAUCAGGUUCUAGGACAUCUAAAAACAUGCCUUGUUUUGGCUUUCGGUUAUAUUCUUCUUCAUGAUCCAUUUAACUGGCGCAACAUUUUGGGGAUCUUGAUUGCUGUAGUUGGAAUGGUCCUUUAUUCAUAUUGUUCUGUUGUUGAGAGCCAGCAACAGAAAGCUAAUGAAGUAUCAGCACAACUGCCACAGGUUAAAGAAAGUGAAAGCGAUGUUCUGAUUAGCGUGGACAAUGGAAAUGGGAGGUUGAGUGAUGGUGUUGUACCAAAAUCUCCUCCUGUAUGGAAGUCAGACAAGGACCUCCAAGCCUGAAGUCUUUUAAAACAUUGUUAUAUUCGUCGGUGAAAGUUAUUAGCAACUGUAAAACUGUUCCACGAUGAGGAUGUUGCUGGUAAGGGUGGCCUUUUUUAUGUGUUGAGCGGAGAAACGGUACCGGUUUGGGGCAGUUUAUUUUUGAGACGACAACUUGUUCUAUAGAAUAAAUGCAUGCUAGUUUGAGGGUGAAAAGGAAUGCUUAAUUCAUCAAUUAAGUUAUGUGUUUACUGUUAUUCUAUAUUUUUGAAGAAAUGAAGGAUAGGCGAACAUACCCUGAAUGAAUAUAUGCUUAUUUAGA